UGUUGAAGUGGGAGUAGUGGUCAUAUCAUCCUUUAUAGCUGGACUUGUCAUUUACAAAUAGGGCAUAUAUUAUCAAUUUGUUUAACCCAGUGAAGUAAUUUCCCCUGGUUUACAGGGAGAGACGUUGAGAGACGGGUUGCCAGUCAGGGAAGGCGCUGCGAGAUGGCAGGCGCUACGAGAAGCCUAGGUUGUCGAAGGCUCUUGGGAACCCAUUUAAAAGAUCUCCUUCAUACAAAACACUGCGUGCUUUUCGAUUGCGACGGGGUGAUUUGGAAUGGCGACAAAGCGGUAGCUGGUGCGCCGGAGGUGGUGAGUUUGUUGAAGAAACGUGGCAAAAGCGUUUUCUUCGUUACGAACAAUUGCACCCGAUCGAGGGAUAGCUAUUUGAGCAAGUUUUCGCGACUGGGUUUCUGUGAUGUCGUCCAAAGCGACGUCGUGAGCUCGGCUUACUGUUCGGCGAUUUACCUGCGAGACAUGGCCAAGGUACAAGGCAAGGUUUAUGUCAUCGGCAGCGACGGAGUAUACACUGAGCUGUACGAAGCUGGCGUGCCAGUCGUGGGGAGAGAACCCGAUGUUCCCGGCGCGACCAUAUACGACUGCCCCUUAGACUCAGACGUUAAGGCGGUCCUGGUUGGGUAUGACGACAAACUGAAUUUUCUUAAACUGGCGAAAGCCUGCUGCUACCUGCGGGAUCCAAACUGUCUGUUUCUGGCUACUGAUGGGGACCCCUGGCACCCUCGUCCACGUGGCAGAGUGUCACCAGGUUCCGGAAGCCUGGCGGCGGCCCUGGAGACGGCGGCGGAGCGCAAGGCCACGGUCAUCGGCAAGCCCAGCCGCUUCAUGUUCCAGUGCAUCGUCAGCCGGUUCGGGGUGGACCCCGCCCGCACCCUCAUGGUGGGCGACCGGCUGGAGACGGACGUGCUGUUCGGGCGGAGCUGCGGCGUCGACACGGUGCUCGCGCUGACGGGGGUGUCUACGCUGCAGCAGGCGCUGGGGUACAGGGACAGCACAGACCCCCAGGGGGCGGCCUGUGUGCCUGACUAUGUGGUGGACACGGUUGCCGACUUCCUGCCGGCUCUGGACGAGGAACGGUGACUCCCCCCCCUCCCCACAGAGGGGACCUGUACGGCACGAGUCACCAUGCCCUGAAAACAUUUUUGGGCAUGGGGUGACAACGGAAGCAGAGAACGCACAGAAACGGGCGGAAAUACACAAAAAUGUUUUUUGUUAAAAAAAAAUACAAAAAUGAGUGUAAAGUACAAUCAAAAUGGUGGCGGUGUAGAUUGCUUUGCUGGCCACGCAGAUGUAUACAUUUUCCAAACAAGGACAGAGCAGCUGGGAUUACAUGUGAAAACAUGUAUAUCUGCCCAUGUAAAAUACUCACUGGCUCUCCAGUAGUAUUGUGUGUGGCAUACAGGGUGUAAAAUAGUCACUGGUUCUCCUGUAGUACUGUGUGUGACCUGUAGGCUGUAAAUUGUCACUGGACAUCCUGGAAUACUGUGUACAGGGUGUAAAAUACCCUGGUUCUCCUGUAGUACUGUGUGUUACCUACAGGGUGUAUAAUACUCCUGGAGUAGUGUGUGUGGCCUGUAGGUUGUUUAAAGUGCUAUACAAAUAAUUGAAUUGAUUUUGAUAGCUUGAAGCCUUUUCAGUGUUAAACCAGUUUUAAAAAACGAAUUCAUAAAAAUAAACACAUUUCACACUCAUUAAUUUAUAGAUUUUUGUUUUAUUCAUGAAAAAUUCCAACCCCACCCAAAAAAAAAAAACAAUAAAACCCACAAAUUAGUUUUGCAUUAGCUCUGUGCUCAAUACUUGUAUGACAGUACUCAUGUAGCUAGUCUAAAAUGUAAAAUGUCUUUCUGGGGCUAGACAAACCUUUACCCCAAGCAGCCAGCUGUAGAACAGCAAGUGGCUGUCAGUAUAAUCAGCCUGGGUUCAGUUCCUGUCUCUCAGCCUACUCUUAGCGUCUCUCAAAAUGUGCAGAAAUGGUGUAACACUAUGCAAAGCAGCAGCAUAUAUGUGGUGUAAUGAUAUAUGCCUGUGCCUCCCUGGAGGUCAUAGGUCAUAGGGCACGGUGUUGGGAAAUGGCAAUUCUACAACCCUGACUUUUUUUUUUUUACUACAGGAAAGAGAAUGCAUUACUGUGUGGGUUACAGAGAACACCAUCCAUCCCCUUUAAGCUCCAACCAACAGAGGGCUCAAAGCAACCGCAAAAUAACAUAACGUAUUCUCUGCUUUCAGUAAGAGACAGUUCCCUGUUCCUUUAAGAACUCUGCGGGCAAACAAUGAAGCGACAAACAUGGAAGCAUUCAGAAGAGGGGGGGAAAGUUACACCACAAUCAACACCUUUAAAAAUAAACUGUGUAUAAAUGUCCCCCAGUAAUUAAAUAAUUGUAUUUAUAUUAAGUCAUAAUAUACAAGGCAGUGUGCCCGCAACGAUAGGUUGCACUCCCCACACAAAGCGGAGACACAAAGCAAUAUCCACAGAUAAGGACUUUGGUAGAUUUACACAGGAACUCUGUCUCAUUCAGGCCCGCCACGCUGUGGAGCAAAGACAAACACAAUGAGAUUACUGCUCGUUUUUACAGUCCUUUUGUACAUAACACAAUCUAUUCCAAUUAUACAGUAUAUGAGAUGUCCUCAAUUUUAACCUUUAUCUGACAAGCCAAAAACGCCUCUUUUACAAGUGAGACGAAGCCAAGAUAGACUGAAAGCAGUAAGGGGGCAAACAACAACAGUAGUAAUAAAAAAUAAGCAACAUAUAAAAAUCACCAUAAUUUAAAAUAUGCUGCUAUUACAAGGCAGUGUCAUUACAGGAACUGAAGCAAGAAUCUUCAUGAUAAUGUCCCCAUACUCUCUGCUAGAUACAGUCACAGUUUCUGUGAGUGAUUAAAUUGAUGUGCUUUUGCAGCACAGAAACAGUACUCAAGACAUGUUUUACUGCAGCAUACUUUAGGAAAUGGCCAGGGAAAGGUUUACAGGUAAUUCAGCAAUCAGUCAAAUUAAACAAGUGGAGCUUAGUUUGUUAGAACAAAAUUCAGCACACACUCCAGGCUUCCAGGAGCAGAAUGUGAGGUUACUGCAGCAAGGCUGAAAUCAGAACCUGCUUUCAACUGACAUGGAGUCGUUCCUUUUCUCCGUGUCAGGAAUACAUCACAACUUUGCCAUCAGAAUCGUUCGCUUUCACAUGCUUUAUAGCCGGCCAAUUUGAAAGAAAGAUGUAGGUGAUUGAUUAUGUGCCCUGUGUGUGGCUGUGCGUCUGUUCCUGUCAGGCUGUUUACCUUCUAGGAUAGCAAUUGACUAGAUCAGGGGUGUCAAACUCCAGUCCUGGAGGGCCGCAGUGUCUGCUGGUUUUUGGUGUGUUUCAGCAUGAGAGAUACAUUUCAAAGUCUUUCAUUGGCUAAA
Molecule: messenger RNA, 3405 nt
Organism: Conger conger (European conger)
Lineage: Eukaryota; Metazoa; Chordata; Actinopteri; Anguilliformes; Congridae
Product: chronophin-like
Exons: 2
Coding region: 163-1095 (310 amino acids)
Cellular component (GO): cytoplasm
Molecular function (GO): phosphatase activity
Source: RefSeq, a predicted model, not a curated record